AAUAUAAUAAUAACUAAUAACAUACAGCGCAACCUCGUUAAUCCGGAUGGCACUGCUCCGAAGACAUCCUCCGGAUUAACAAAUUUCCGGAUUAAGGAACAUUUGUUGUUUUUUAUGUAGAACUAUGUGCCCCCAACAAUAUCGCCCGGAAAUAGGGAGUCCGCAUAAACGGGGUCCGGAUUAAUUAUGUUUUACUUUACACAACACAUACAAACGUCCUGCAAACAUUCCUGCGGGCACGAUAGCCACACACGCGGUGUACCUCAUUAAGAUUGUGUUUCUUUGUUUGUUUAUAUGACAACGGUCUGUAAAUAAUCGGGUCUGCAACAGACAAUCAAGUGAUUGACAUCAUGAGGCUCGAUCAACGCAAUUAGGAUACGAUGACAUACAUCAACCAAGUCAGCGAGUCUGACCACCCGAUCCCGUCAGUCGCCUCUUACGACAAGCAUAGUCGCCUUUUACAAGGCGAUGUUUUUCUUAUAGAGCAAUAUGUGACAUGCUGACAUAUGUCUAUCGCCACGGCUUUACUUUUAGCUCACCUAACAAUAGUUUAUUAAGUGAAGACUGUAGGCUUUCACACGUGAAGAUUUAAUUUCGGUUUGUGUGUGGCUUUCUUUGUAGUGGUCGUAAAUGUGGCUUGUCAGCAUUGUGUGUGACCUUACCCCCUCGACGCCGGCGGAACAAAUAGCCGGCAAAUUGAGCCCGGGGUGGAUUAUGAUUUGUCUGGUUUAGUAUUGUAAGAUUCGGGAUAUGUACGGCUCGUGGCGCGCUGGCCGGGAACUGGAGAGCCUUGUCUGGUCUAUUUGGUAUUGGUAAAUAUGUGUGUGCAAUGAAUAAUUCAAUAAACAAAACAGAGUGAGUGAGAAGGUGUGUGAACACGUGAGUGAGUGAAUGAAUAAAGGUAGCAAGUGAGCGUGGAUGAAUGAAUGAAUGGAUGAAUACAAUUCCAUGUGUGGAUAAAUAUUGAGUGAAUGAAUGAAAGUAUGCACUUAAAUGAAUAUAUGUCUGGAUACGAGAAAGUGAUUGCGUGAAUGAAUAUACACAUAACAUGGAUUGAGUGGAUGUAUGAGUCAUAAAAAUAUAAUAAUACAAGUAUUCAAAUAAAAGUAUGUCGUGCAUAGAUCAAUAAACAAUUAAACGCGUUCGUGAUUGAAUAAAAGGAACAAAUAAACAGUGCGACUAAACACUGAAUCAAUCACGCCGCAUUGUCACCCCUUACAUUGACAAUUAUAUUUUUCAUCAACUUUUCAUUUUGACUUCACAUAUUCACGGUAACAAAUAUGCACAACAAUAUUAUAUCACAUAGCGUUCAGAUAUAGACGAAUGUCGUGCCUUCGAGUUGUGUAAAUAAGAUACCAAUACUGAAUAGGCCCACCACUCAAAGUGUUGUUGUUGCAAAUUGAUAACGCCUGUUUAAACAGGUAUUGCCAAGGGUAAAUAGAUCGUAGGUACAGGCAGCGGGGAUUUAACAUUGUGUAAACAGCUCCCGAAACUUGAUCGGCGACUGCCGUUCGAUUUCAGCUGAUUUCGCUGACAACUGGAUGUACGAACUGACUGCUACCCGACCCUCUCCGGUGAAGGCACCCCACUCACUGUCGCUUAUCUGGGGGUAAUCUUUCCGUCAGCGGAUCUACCGUCAACGCACAUAUCGGCGGGCUCGGGAGAUUAGCUUCGUUGCUAGGCCGCGGAAGUCUCCGCACGAGUAGAGCGGAGAAUAACGAAGCACGUCGGACGGUGUCAAUGGCUUGUUUUAGUCAACUGAAAUUUCAGGAUGGUGUGUGAUACACUGACGGAAGAGGGAAGGACAUGUUUGUAAUGGAACCUCGGUGUGCUUGAGUUGAGUGGGGGACAGAUUCAAGAUGUCGCUGUACGGAGGAGAGUCGGCGGGGGAGGGGCGACCCUACACUCUGGGGACGUUUCAGAACAAACUCAAUAAGUUUGAGGAUUUAAUCAAGGAUAUGACAUAUCAGGGCGCCGAGGCUACCCCAGAGGAACGACGACAGAUGAUUACAGAGAAUCUGAGGUAUGAUCAGUUCUGCGAGAAGAUCAGAGAAUUAUUCGGGUCUGAUAUCAAGAACCAAGAUUUGAAAGCUGUCUACAGGAAGAUCUCCACAAACCCUGAUGCCAAGGUUGACUGGAGCGAGCUGUUCGGGUACUUCCAGUCUGCGGCGGAGGAGGAGGAGAUGACGGUCGGGGAGGAGGUCAGCGUCUUCAUGGUGUCGAAGAGGAGGCGGAUAGGAGAGGCUGCAGGUGACCGGAAGAGGCGCGACACUGUCCAAUGUCUGAAAUAUGUCCCGGCCAUUGAUGCUUACGUCACGGCGUCACAGAAAGGCGCCCUCUCUAUCUGGACAAACAAGCUUCGGCUCCAGGCCUGCAUUGACAUCAAUGAGCCGGCGUGGGCCACAGGCUGUGACUACCUCCCCGUGCUCCGGAGGGUGGCGUGUUGCACAGAGAGGAGCAUUGCCUUGUGGGACAACAGGGCCAAGGGCAAGAAUCAGCAAAUCUUUACAAUCAAACCUAUUGAGCACUCUCCUCAGUGUAUGACAAAUAUCCCCACAUCUACCACCCCCCACGAGGACAAAAUUCUGUUCGGCGACGACCAGGGCUACGUCAACCUUCUAACCAUCUCAGCUAAAGACAUGACGAUGAAAAACUCAAAGGGGGAGAAGAAUAACGCGCAGAACAACCUCGUCAUUGACCCCAACAAGAUGACGUACCCCAUUCAGAGAAGAAAACUCCAUGACGAUUGGGUGCUAAAGGUGAAGUAUUUCCCCGACCUCCGGUGCUUCGCGUCCUGUUCCCCCUGCAGCACCAACUCCUUCUUCCUGGAGGAACUAGACCGACUCAACAACCACGACACGGAAGAAGUCCGCGGAGUGUCUAUCCCCAAGGGUGUCAACUGUUUCAACUACUGUACCAGGGCCAACAUCAUCGCCACCGGGGGAGUGGACAAGGUUGUCAGGGUGUGGCACCCACACAUAUUCUCACGGCCUACAGGUAAACUUCUAGGCCACCUGUUCACCAUUAUAGAGAUAGCCUGCAAUGAGAGAGACCAACAUAUUAUCAGCCUCUCCACCGCCAGGGUAUUCCGGGUGUGGGAUAUACACACACUCACCUGCCUGCAGGUGUUCACAGACAACGAGGAGAGGCCAGGUGAGAAGAGGAUAUACUCCAUGUUGUUUGACAAUAAACACGAGAGGCUAAUGACAGGGUCCAGUGUUCUCGAUGCCUGGCCUCUGACCCGGUCAGUUCAGGACACCAUGCAGGUGCCACACACACACGACCGACCACUCAGUCAGAUAUUAUACAACUCCGAGUUGCACCAAGCUGUGUCCGUGUGCACUGAGUCUAUUAUUAAGGUGUGGGAGAUGGAGACAGGCAAGCUUGUCUACUCUAUCCCAGAGGCUCACGGCCCCGGGGUUGAGAUAACGGCACUUACGCUGGACCAGUCAGGGUACAGGCUAGUCAGUGGAGGAUAUGAUGGUUCAAUCAAGAUCUGGGACUUUGGUGCCGGCCAGGAGAUCAAGUCCAAGUCAGGACGAGGCACUGAGGAAGACUUCAGCAUCACUGGGUUGAUAUACAAGAAGUACAGGGAUGACUACAUCAUUGUUGCUGCCGGCUGGAACAACAAGAUCAGGCUGCUGCUGGAUGCUGGGGACAACAACGACCUGUCUGUGACCCGAGAGUUCAGUGACAUCUACUACAUGACCCGGGAGGUCAGCAUCUGCUCGACCUCCUCCCCCGACCCGUUCCGGUCUCCUCCACUGCCUGCUAUAGGAGAAGGGUCUGGCAUCACCAACGUCUUCAAGAAGGAUUAUGUGUUGAUGGCGAAUGAAGUGACCUGCAUGGCAUUAGUGGCUGAUGGAAAUAACUCAAGUGCCACGUUUAUCGCCACGGGGAUGAGCAAUGGGAACGUCAUCCUCUGGGAUGUCGAGAAGGCUGUGGUGGCCAAAAUGUUUGAGUUACCUCCCCCUGAAGCAAUGAGCGCACAGAGUCGUCGUCGAUUAAAACAGAGCGGAGAACGCCGGGUAAAUGACAUCAAGGUUCUCGUCCACAAAGUCCGCAAGUUGGACCCUGAUUACAUCAAAGGCCUGACGGUGGGGCAUCAGGUGGAUGCUGACGAGGAUACGAGUAUUUCAGGCGGCAGUCAGCAGCCCUCACGAGCAUCAAUCUACUCCGACUCCAAACACAUCAAUAUUAUUGAAGACAAGAGUGAUCCGGUGGAUGGAUCCAGGUCAGAUAGACAGAAGGACAAUAAAGAAAUAGAGGACGAAGGACAGGAGAAACAGGACGAACAACCUGAAUUUCCCAAGGAGAAGAAUGAGGAGAAGGUGAGGGAGAAGAAGAAGAAGCGAGUCCGGCAUGCGGAUGAGGAGAAGAAGAAAUCAAUGAUAGACCCCGACGCCACCCUGAUAGUGGAGACGUUUGACCCUGUCAUUGUCACUGUACAUCAAGACUCACACAUACGAUUUUGGAAUAUGGAGGGAGAGAUUAUGCGAGAGAUCACGCCGAUGACACGGCGUCAAGGGACUCCUGUCACGGCAAUCUGCUGUGAUGAGGAUGUUGACUGCAUCAUCACAGGAGAUCAGAAGGGAUACAUCACAAUGUGGGAUGUGAAAGGAUUCCUGGAAGAUGUCGAGUCUGAGGAACCGGAAAAACUGAAGCAGAUUGUGAGCUGGCGAGCUCACCUGACAAAGAUUGUCUCCCUUGUCUAUGUGGACUCCCUGAAGUCUAUCCUGUCUGGGUCAUCUGAUGGGUCUGUCAGGGUAUGGUGGGGAAACAAGGGCAAGUUUGUAGGGUUCUUCAGCCAGCAUCGGCCGUUCAACUUCCCCGCUACGGAAGAGACAGCUGGGUCCCCAACACUACCUUAUGAUAUUACAGAGCAACCUCUAGCUCCGGUAACUCGGAGGAAAAGUGCUACCCAGAAAAUCAGAACUGUUCAAAAGUUUGAGUAUCCUCUCAUCUUUAAUCAACAGAAAUGGCGCCCAUUUCGCAGAUCAGCGUAUUUGAGGCCAAAAUCAAGGCCAGCACAACCAGAAGACAAGAAAUUCUUUAAGGCUCUCAUAAAACCAAGGGCCUACAAUCAUCAUCUCGAGAGCUCUACAACAGGAGAGAAGAUGCAAGGAGCUGUAUUCAGGGCUCUACCAGUGUAUCGGGUGAGAACGCCAGAAAGGCCUCGGACCCCAGUGAUCAGCGACUCCGUCAUGUCCAAAGAUGAGAAACACUUCCAUGGUCGGCCAUCAAUGUAUGGAACCGGUUUGACAAUGAAGUCCCGACGCCAGCCAUUCAAAUAUAUUCCGCGUAUGAAAGUUGUGUAUCUUGCUCUGCAGGGAGCCAAGUCAUUGGGUCGUGUGGCUGACAAAUCUGUGGGACGAGUGAGACUAGCAAUGCCAGGUGUCCCCCCUCAAACUUCACAAUAGACGAGGGCUGAAUGGCAGGCCUCCUGGGAUUGGUCCAUCUCCAAACCAAUCAGGCUUCAGUAACUCUGUAUCUCCAUCACCACGGAGAAGAUGACAAGUAUUGGACAGCCAUUUGGUGGCAGCCUGUACAAAACACUGUCUGUAUGCUGUAGCAGUGUAGCCAUUCUGUAGCAGCCCAUCUCAACAGCAUCAACAUGCAACAAUGGUGUCACUUUUACAGCCACGAUAUGGAAAUACAAUACCAUGAGAGACUGGUUUGAAUCGCAAUACAGUCUGACGUUUAAAGGGAAAAGAUCAAUUAAAAUUUCCAAUUAUUUUGUCAGUCUGACCAUAGGAAUCUGAAGUUUUGAUUAAAAUAAUUAUAAUUUUAUGCCCUUUUUAACGACCAGUAUCAUCCUAUUGGGAAUGAAAUGAGAUGACAAAGAAGUAGUCACCCAGGGCAUAAAAUUUCAUUAUUUUAAUUAGUUCAACUUUUGAUUCAUAUGACCUGACAGACCACAAUUGAUCCUGAAUAAAUGGACAUCUGUACAUGCAAGUUUUGUAAGAGUCAUGUUUGAUUAAUAACUUAUCUCAACUUUAAUAAAUCUUAUGCAUGAAGAAGGAUAUAUGUAUCAUAUUUUGUAUCAUGAUACGAUACCGUAUUGCAGCCUGUAAGUCAUGAUACAUUUUGAGUUUGUAAAGAAAACUGUUUUUUUUCUUGAAGUUAACUUUCUUAGGGAGAUGGAGUGGUCGGGUAUCCUAGUGGUUAAAGCGUUCGCCCGUCACACUGAGGACCUGGUUUCAAUUCCCUACAUGGGUACAAUGUGUGAAGCCCAUUUCUGGUGUCACUCGCCGUGAUAUUGCUGGAAUAUUGCAAAAAGCAGCGUAAAACCAAACUCACUCACUCUUUAGGAGAUUGAAUUCAUGGUACAGAAACUUCAAUGACCUGGUAUUCUCCUUGUUAAGCUGAGCUUUCUUUUACAUGAUAGGAGCGUGCAUGGUCCAGUCAUCUAAGGCACUGCAGUUUUCUCUGUUGGGUUGUGUCCACCUGCGUCGCACCUAUCUCUAACGUAGAAGUUCUGCCGCUAAUGAGAGUAAUGUGAUUGGAUGGCUUGGUUUUCUGUCGUGUCAUUUGAAUUGGGUUUUACACAAGGCAAUUGUAGCGAAAGAGUCCAGAGUAUUUAUCAUUAUAGAAUGGAGACAAGACAGCUUGGAUGAUUGAGGAUGUGGCUGUUGUCUUCUCUGUAAAGCAAGCUUCUUCGUCAUCCCAACAAAACCAGCAUUUAAAAUAUUCACUCUAAAUUACAUGGGUUGUAUUUUGAAUAAAAUGGGUGGUAGGUCUAAACAAGAAUGUAAAUUGGUGUUGUACAGGGAUAUUAUAUGAGGCUUGUUCAAAUUUAUUGUAUGUCAUGACCUGCCCAUCCAUGAUAUUUUUUAUAUUUUUAAAGACUGUUAAAGAAACAAAUGUUUCAACUUAAAUUUCGUUUUUGCUUGAGAUUCCAACUUUUUGUACCAGGAGCUGCAGGGGGUAUGGCUCAAAACCACGUGGUACAUUAAAAUCAAUUUUACUUUGAUAGCUUGUAAUACACUGGAGAAAUGAGAAAAACAAAAUGAAUCCUCCGUCAAUUUUGAAAAAGGUCAUGAGACACAAGAAUGGAAUUUUAAUAAAAAUCUACCUGACAAAUCUAUGAUGAUUUGGUUAGUGUACUUAAUAGCCUUGCCUUGUUCCAUGUUGUGAACUACUGUGCAAUAUUUAAGUUUCAUCAAAAUCAGUAAUUCCCUGUUAAUGAAAGAGUGCAACUCUUUGCUUUUCAUGUCUAGAUUCCCCAUGAAGGCCUCUGUAAAUCACACUCAUUCUUUCUCAGGAAACUGAUUUUGUUAAUGUGUCUUAUGUUUUUAGAUAUUAGCAGUUUCCCAGGUCUAGGAUAAUCAUGUUGAAUAUGCAGAACAACAAUUUUAGGAAACUUUUUAUUGUCCUUGGAAUUGUCUUUAAGUCUUUGCGUUAUGUUGUUACAGUGUUACUCACACACAAUCUUUCAACAGUGUCUGGAGUUAAUCUUUUGCUGGAAAACAAUGUUGGUACUUUGCUGUGUUAACACUAACUGGAUAUUCUGCUGCUUGCACACAAUACUGGAUUCACUGCUGCUUUAACACAAUACUGGAUUCACUACUGCUUUAACACAAUACUGGAUUCACUACUGCUUUAACACAAUACUGGAUACACUACUGCUUUAACACAAAACUGGAUACACUACUGCUUUAACACAAAACUGGAUACACUGCCGCUUGCACACAAUACUGGAUUCACUGCUGCUUUAACACAAUACUGGAUACACUACUCCUUUAACACAAUACUGGAUACACUACUGCUUUAACACAAAACUGGAUACACUGCCGCUUGCACACAAUACUGGAUUCACUGCUGCUUUAACACAAUACUGGAUACACUACUGCUUUAACACAAUACUGGAUACACUGCUGCUUUAACACAAUACUGGAUACACUGCUGCUUUAACACAAUACUGGAUACACUACUGCUAUAACACAAUACUGGAUUCACUACUGCUUUAACACAAUACUGGAUACACUACUGCUUUAACACAAUACUGGAUACACUACUGCUUUAACACAAUACUGGAUACACUACUGUUUUAACACAAUAUUGGAUACACUGCUGCUUUAGCACAAUACUGGAUACACUACUGCUUUAACACAAUACUGGAUACACUGCUACUUUAACACAGUACUGGAUACACUGCUGCUUUAACACAAUACUGGAUUCACUGCUGCUUUAACAAUACUGGAUACACUGCUGCUCUUACACAAUACUGGAUACACUGCUGCUUUAACACAAUACUGGAUACACUGCUGCUUUAACACAAUACUGGAUACACUGCUGCUUUAACACAAUACUGGAUACACUGCUGCUUUAACACAAUACUGGAU
Molecule: messenger RNA, 8345 nt
Organism: Haliotis rufescens (red abalone)
Lineage: Eukaryota; Metazoa; Mollusca; Gastropoda; Lepetellida; Haliotidae
Product: WD repeat-containing protein 64-like
Exons: 33
Coding region: 1860-5420 (1186 amino acids)
Molecular function (GO): protein binding
Source: RefSeq, a predicted model, not a curated record